AGAGAGAGAGAAAGAGGAAAGAAAAAAUAUGAAUUUAAAAAAAGGACUCCUGGUCAUUCUAGUAUAUUUUUAUUCAUCUGAUGUGUGCGGAUGUACUACUUCAAUGGCAUACGAUAUUUACGCGCCAUCAAAUGAAGCAGCAACAACUGCCAGUCCAAUAAUUCUUUUGCAUGACUUCCUUGAGUCUAAGAAAACAUGGACGCAGGUAGCUCAGCCUCUAGCUGAUAAAACAGGAAAACUUGUUUAUGCAGUUGACCUUAGAAAUCAUGGAGAUAGUCCCUGGACGGAGGAAUUCAACAUAAGUGUCAUAACGGAAGAUCUGGAAGAUUUCAUAAAGUCGAAAAAUAUAUCAGAAGCCAUAUUAGUUGGUCACAGCAUGGGUGGUAGAUUAGCACAGACAGUUGCAUUGAAACAGUCAGACAAGGUAGAAAAACUAAUAAUAGAAGAAAUGUCAACUGCCAACGUAUCUACUGCCGUCCACCCUGCCAUUGUCGGACUACAAAUUCGACUUUUGAAGCACGCAUUCAGUAUUAUACCAAAUGACACUGAUGAAGAAACUGCUUUGAAUAUAAUAAAAGAAUUUUUAGAGUUUCGCACUCCAAAAUUUUUACUUACAUGCAACUCGAUUGAUAUGUCCCCCAUAUACAUCAGUAAUGGUAGUGCCAAUUACAGAGCAAACGUUCCUGUUUUGGAGGAAAAGUUUUAUUCAGGUGCUUUAGAUGAAAAUUUGACUGGCAUUUACGAGAGAAAUACUUUAUUUAUCUAUGGAACUAGCUCUGAUGUAAAAGUGGACAAUGAUGAACUUAUAAAAGAUUAUUUUCCUAAAGCUCAGCUUUUAGGUUUUAAAGGAGGAAAUCAUUUUAUCCACCAGUCAUAUCCUGAGGAUUUUGUGAGAGAGACUGCAAGGUUCAUCACUGGAGUAAUUAAUCCUUGAUUGAAACGUUUUUGAUAGUAGAGAAGUAAAAUCUAGCAAUCAAUAAAAACUUAACGUUAUCCCAAAACAUCUUAUGUGUUCAAUAAAAUAAGUGGAUACGUUUUAUUUACUUGGAUUUUUCUUUUAAAUUAAAAAAAAAAAAAUUCUACUUUACUGAAAAUUUAGAC
This is a messenger RNA of Uloborus diversus, 1101 nucleotides long. RefSeq names its product protein ABHD11-like. The record is from RefSeq and is a predicted model, not a curated record. The transcript has 6 exons. The coding region runs from base 29 to 934 and encodes 301 amino acids. NCBI's taxonomy places the organism in Eukaryota, Metazoa, Arthropoda, Arachnida, Araneae, Uloboridae.